CGCGGCAUGAUGACGUCUCUUCACUACCAACAUGGCGAAGAAACAACGUGGGAAAGCUACUUCGUCGUCAAAGACGGCGGAUAUCGAAAAACAGACACAAAAUUUCAGUUUAGUGCUUACGUCCAGUGACGAUGAGGAGCCCGAAGAGGUGACCUUUGAAGACUCAAAGGCUCAGGCUUUACGGAGCAUGAAACAGGCGCUGGACUUAGCCAGAAGGGAAAAAGAGCUGCUGAAAGAGAAGAGAAGGAAGAAACAGGAGUUAUUCCAGGAACAGAAGAAAAGAAAACUCUUACCGGCUGACGUGUUGGAGGAAAUCGACUCGGCUCCUUCAAAGAAGCAGAAACAGUCCGAAGAUGAAGCUGACGAGGAGCAGCAGGAGGUUGAAGAGGAGGGAGAGGACGAGACGAGGAAGAAGAAAAAGAAGAGGAGUGGGAAACUGGUGCAUGCCCGAAAUCUGAAGGGAAACUACACAGUGACGACGGUGAAGGCGCGAGCGUCGGCGUCCUCCCAGCAGCAGACGGCCGAAGAUUUCAUCCAGUCCAGACUGUACGGACCAGGAAGCUGCAGGACCACAAGUAACGAGCUGCUCUCCCUCCAGAACAAGAAGGGGAGAAAUAAAAGUGCAGCAGUGCAGUUUGUCAAGAAAGACUGGGCUUGUAAAGAAAAAGCCAAAGCAGAGAAGCUGAAGAAGAGGUGGCUCCACAAGCAGCAGAUUCCCUCCUGAUGACCGACUGGGCGUCUCCAGAAACCUCGACCUACACCGGCCUGAGCGGCACAGACUGAAUUUAAAGGGACGCCUUUCAGGUUUUGGGCCGGGACCGGCUCUAGACAACAAAUGAUACUGACUUGAUGUGGACACAGGAGCAGUUUGAAUCCCUCAGUUCAUCACCAAGAUUCAAGCAAAUGAUAGAAACUUAUAGGACAAUGGAGACGUGUGAUUACACCAAAAAAAAAAAAAAUCAGACUGAUGAAGUUUGUCCUUUUUCACUGCUUAACAACCCAUAAAUGGAUUUCUCAUAACCUGAACUUAAAAACCUUGCGUUGGUACGAGGUUCUUACUUGUUUGUGGACAUUUCCCCAUAUAUCAACCAUCAGCUGUUUUCUUAAAGAGCAGAACGUGAAGAUAUUUGUUUAGUGUUUUUAGUUAUCUGUAAUAACUUUAUACUCAAGUUCAUUGCUCACAUCUAAAGAAUCAGAUGACCUGCUCUUUGUUUUCUGUAAAAAUUACUAUUAAAAUCUCGUUAUAUCUGUA
Molecule: messenger RNA, 1252 nt
Organism: Siniperca chuatsi (mandarin fish)
Lineage: Eukaryota; Metazoa; Chordata; Actinopteri; Centrarchiformes; Sinipercidae
Gene: nol7
Product: nucleolar protein 7
Exons: 8
Coding region: 32-724 (230 amino acids)
Cellular component (GO): nucleus
Molecular function (GO): RNA binding
Source: RefSeq, a predicted model, not a curated record